Sitophilus oryzae (rice weevil) is the source of this 627-nucleotide messenger RNA. RefSeq lists its product as uncharacterized. The record is from RefSeq and is a predicted model, not a curated record. Lineage: Eukaryota; Metazoa; Arthropoda; Insecta; Coleoptera; Curculionidae. Gene Ontology annotation, molecular function: sequence-specific DNA binding. Bases 157 to 627 code for a protein of 156 amino acids. The transcript has 2 exons.
AGAAAUUUCUUUUGAGGAUUUUUAAAACUUUUCUGCAUUUAAAUUUAGUUGUUUUGGUAAGCGAUCUUUCAAGUGGUGAAAGAUCGCUUACCAUUAGUAUGUACUUACUAGAAAUUAUUUUAGUUUUGUAUAGUUUGGUAUAAAUUUUGAAGGAAAAUGCAGUCUGUUCAUAAAACAGUAGACACCAAAUCUAGAAAAAUAUGUUCAGUGCCUCAAUGUUCAUCAUAUUGUACAGCAGAUGUUUCAUUGCAUGCUUUUCCUCAAGAUCCUAAGCUAUGUAAAAUCUGGCAAAACAUAUUGAAAAUUGGAAAGCCGAUAACAAAAUAUAUGUUAGUUUGUAGCCUUCAUUUUACAGAAAAUGAUUUCACUAUAGCAACAAAUAAGCGACGUCGGUUAGAGAAACUAGUACUUCCUAGUCAAAAAAUCCCAAAGACGAGCCAUUCAUUAAAAAAGAAAAUAAAGUCCAGAUCGGAGCGACAUUGGCUACAAAAAUGCACAUUAAAUGUUGAUGAAAAUGUAGAAGUAGAAGAGCAUGAAAUUUCGCUAGAAGUUGAUGCUCAAUGUGUCAGUGAAGCAAAAGAACAUGCUACUCAACUUGCUAGAACUGUUGAUGAACCAAAACCUUAA